Molecule: messenger RNA, 2088 nt
Organism: Sphenostylis stenocarpa
Lineage: Eukaryota; Viridiplantae; Streptophyta; Magnoliopsida; Fabales; Fabaceae
Source: the annotation of a GenBank genome assembly
AUGGGGUUUGGUACAAAAAUAGAAGUGGAGGAAAAGGAAGGAGAUUCAGUAGAUGAGGAAUUAGAUGUAGUGACAUGUGGAGAUGCAGUAGAAGAUAUUGAAGACAAAGCUAUUGGUCGGGCAACAUCACGAAAUGACUUGUUGACCAUUAGAGAUGCUCUUGAAGUUUCUUCUGAUAUGUAUAAGAAAGAUACUAAUAAUGUGCCAGACUAUUGCCAGCGUCACCUUAUCUCAUUACCUAUUUGGGAGGAAUUACGAUUUUGGGAAGGAUAUUUUGACUAUUUAAUGGAGCAAUCUUCAAACAAUUGUGUGACUGUCAGGACUUUUUCUGCUGCCAAAAUUGCAGCUGUUUGCAUUUAUAAUUUUGUUGAGGAGGUUCGACAGAACAAGGUUGUUCAAGUGGUAACCAACAAUGGGAGUAAUUACCUAUUGGAAAUCAUGGAGGCAUGUGCAAUAUUGGAGACCCAAUCUUUCAAGGUUUCUGGUGAUGAGGAGUUGCUCGUCCUGGUGCAGCCAUUGGUCAUGUCGGCCAACUAUGCAUCUUUGGUGACAGCUCAGCUUGUUGUGUUGACAUCACACAUGGCUGGGCUGGGACUUCCUGAUAACGAUGCUUGGUACAUGAUUGAAACAAUUGCAGAGAGAAACAGCAUUGGAUCCAAGCAAUUUAUAAAAAUCAGGGGGUUCUUAUCUCAUAUCCAGCAAUUACGUAAUGGAUACUGGGGAAUCUCUUCAAUGAAGGCACAGUCUGUGUUAGCACAUGCAUUGCCAUCCCCACAUUCUAAAGACACCAAAGAUGAGAACCAGCAACCCACUGAGGCAACUGGUGUUGGUAGAAGCUGGGUACAGAGUAUGUUCACUCGAAAUCCAACAACUAGAUCCAGCUCAUUUAGUCAUGUUCGUAGAUGGACAUCUGACGGAGGCAACUCAGUUCUACCUACAAAUGAGAAUGGGACUCCUCGUACACAAGAUAUGUUGAGUGGUGGCCAGAAAAAGCUUCAAACCAAUGUACGCAUACUUAGGGGUCAUAACGGUGCCGUUACUGCUCUCCAUUGUGUUACAAAACGAGAAGUGUGGGAUUUGGUAGGUGACCGUGAAGAUGCUGGUUUCUUUAUUAGUGGAAGCACAGAUUGCUCAGUUAAGAUCUGGGAUCCUAGUCUUCGUGGUUCUGAACUCAGGGCAACUCUAAAAGGGCAUACUAGAACUAUCCGGGCAAUAAGUUCAGAUAGGGGGAAGGUGGUAUCAGGAUCUGAUGACUGGUCUGUUUUAGUGUGGGAUAAGCAAACAACUCAACUUCUAGAAGAGCUUAAAGGCCAUGAUGGACCGGUCAGCUGUGUGCGCACGCUCUCAGGUGAACGGGUGUUAACUGCAUCCCAUGAUGGCACUGUGAAGAUGUGGGAUGUAAGAACUGAUAGAUGUGUUGCAACUGUUGGUCGUUGCUCUAGUGCUGUUCUAUGCAUGGAAUAUGAUGACAAUGUGGGAGUGUUGGCUGCUGGUGGAAGAGAUGUGGUUGCUAACAUAUGGGACAUCCGUGCCAGUAGGCAGAUGCAUAAACUUUCAGGACACACGCAAUGGAUACGGUCCGUAAGAAUGGUUGGUGACACUGUGAUCACUGGUAGUGAUGAUUGGACAGCAAGAAUAUGGUCUGUUUCCCGAGGAACAUGUGAUGCCGUCUUAGCUUGCCAUGCAGGGCCAAUAUUAUGUGUUGAAUAUUCUUCUUUAGACAGAGGAAUCAUUACAGGGUCCACUGAUGGCCUGCUACGUUUUUGGGAAAAUGAUGAUGGAGGUGGUAUACGGUGUGCAAAAAAUGUAACAAUUCACAAUGCUGCCAUAUUAUCUGUCAAUGCUGGGGAGCACUGGUUAGGCAUUGGAGCAGCUGAUAAUUCUUUGUCACUCUUUCAUCGGCCUCAAGAAAGACUUGGUGGUUUUUCUGGCCCUGGGUCCAAGAUGGCUGGUUGGCAGCUUUACAGAACACCACAAAAAACGGUUGCUAUGGUAAGAUGUAUUGCUUCAGACUUGGAAAGGAAAAGAAUAUGCAGCGGUGGUCGCAAUGGACUUCUAAGGCUAUGGGAUGCAACCAUUAAUAUUUGA